This is a messenger RNA of Dermacentor albipictus, 2199 nucleotides long. Its product is annotated as tigger transposable element-derived protein 6-like. The record is from RefSeq and is a predicted model, not a curated record. Lineage: Eukaryota; Metazoa; Arthropoda; Arachnida; Ixodida; Ixodidae.
GUCUCACAUAGAACGAACUGUUGUGGCCUCAACACUCGGUUAGAGCGAACGCGAAGCUGUCGGGCACCUAGUAGUUGACCGAGCCAGCGGUCAACUACAGGGGCCCAAAUCCAGUGACCGAGCCGCUGGAUAUGGGCAUCAUUCACGAGUUCAAGGUGUGAUACUGGCGGCGCGUCAUCCAACGCUUGUUGAUCGCGAUUGAUGCUGCCAUGCCAGUUCGCAUCAGCUUGCUUGCCGCCGUGGACAUGUUGAAAGCGGCAUGGAUGGAACUCACCGCGGAGUGCAUAGAAAAUUGCCUCCGCAAGGCGGGUUUUAUGGGCCCAGGCACCGAGGACGCCAUAGAUCACUCACUGGAAGGCCGGUCAGACGAGGACUUGUGGCAACGCGUCGCUGACACGCAGCUGGCCGGACCUGAUGUUGCCUGGAACGAUUUCGUUUCUGCUGAUGACGACGCCGACAUUGCGGAGCCAUGCACUGACGAAGCUAUUGUGCGUGAAGUGCGAGCCCUUCCUGACUGCCCAGAGACCGACGAGGACGAUGACGAGGAUGCUGCUCUACCGCCGGUUGCAGCGAACGCUUCAACCGCGAUCAGUUACAUCGUGUCGCUUAAGGAACUCGUGUGCAGCAGAGGCCUUGGCGAUGAACAUAUUACCGCGCUGGAAAAAUUAGAAACGGCAGUGAUGCGAUCAGCUUUGAAGAAGCAGACAUGCAUCACGGACGUCUUUUUCAAAAAUAAAGUGAACUUUCGUCUUGCUUGCUCUUUUUUCCCGUAUUAUAGGUGGUCCACUUAGUACGAACUUUGGAUACAACGAACAAAUGCCAUGUGACGAUCAAGUUAGUUAUAUGUGGGCUGGACUGUACUAGUGAAUUGAUGAGUAGAACUUUACCAACUUUUUCGCAGCGCAGUCGCCAGAGCUGAAGGUCCUGGCCGGCAUCUGUGCAUUUCUAUGGGCCCAAACUUUUAUUUCAAUCCUAAAAUUGGCCUUCGCCAGAUAAUUUGAAAUUAACCAGUCAGCACGCACCCAACCCCUAUGGCGACUGAUAGGGACCCCUUUAGUGGCAGUGUGUCUCAGUGAAGCUUGGGGGACAGCAAAUGCGCUGAACACAUUAUCUAGGAUGAUUUUUAAGCAGUAAUCGUGGCUCACAAUGUUCGAUUGCGGUAUUUACACAAUUUUAACAUGCACAUUUUUUAAAAGAAAAUUGGGCCAAAAAUUGCCUGUGCAAUGCAAUCAGACAUGAAACCAAAGCUGCCUUCACAAUGCUGGCAUGCUUCAUCGCACAACACGUGUAUUCAGGCGAAGUUUUUAGGAAACCAACAACUAUUGUGGAAAAUUUUUUCUUGAAGCACAGCAAGGUACAUCGGCCAAGAUAGCUGAAAAUUUUAUGACAUUUCAGUUCCUUGUACGGGAGCCGUGUUGACAAUAAAACCCAUAUCUGGGUUACUACUUAUCUGGCCAUAUGCCUGUCGCAGAUUGAUGAAAUCCAAAGUUUGAUGGCAGCCCGUCUGGCCGGGAAAAUAAAUAUUGAAGUGCGAAAAGAUACACUGACCAAUAUAACUGAAAAUUUUGACAUUUUGGCUUACUAUAUGGGAGCCCAAACGGUAGCCUUGGCUUUAUCCAUACAGGGAGCCGAAACGUCAUUAAAUUUUCAUAUGGGUCUCAUUGUGAACAAGGCUGUAUGGGGAGCCAAAGUGUUAUUAAAUUUUCAGUUAUCUUGGUUGGCGUAUCUUUUCGUGCUUCUUCAAUAUAUAUUUUCCCAGCCAGACAGUCUGCUGUCAAAGUUUGGAUUUCAUCAUUCUGUGACAGGCUUACGGCCUGCAAGUAGUAACCCAGAUAAUAUGGGUCCUAUUGUGAACAAGGCUCCCGUACAGGGAACCAAAACGUCAUUAAAAUUUCAGUUAUCUUAGUGUGUCUUUUUGUGCUUCAAUAUGUAUUUUCCUGGCCAGACUGGCUGCCAUCAAACUUUGAAUUUCAACAAUUUUUCUUGAUAAGAUAUAGCAUGUGCAUUAGAUUUUUAACAUUCUUUAGGAACUGAAUGUAAUUUCUACAUUAGUUUACAACUUUGUACACAUAGAAAGUGUGCAUGAGUUUGAAAUAAUGCCAAACGAAUCAGCGGUGUGUAAUAAUGUUUCUACAUUUUGGUUCGACCCGCCGGAUAAUUCAGUUUCGUCUGUCCCGUCCAGGUUCAUAUUACAGAAGU